Diabrotica balteata is the source of this 992-nucleotide messenger RNA. The record is from the annotation of a GenBank genome assembly. NCBI's taxonomy places the organism in Eukaryota, Metazoa, Arthropoda, Insecta, Coleoptera, Chrysomelidae.
UCCAUUCAUCGAUGAAUUAUCUAUCUUGCUCAUAUCGAGAAUUGCAUUUGAAUAUUGGAUUAUUUUCUACCUUGAUUACCAUUAAUCUUCUUACCAUUGAUUAGUAAAAAGCUGUUUCCGCUAUUUUUAUAAUGGGAAAUGCUUGUAGAUGUAAUUCUAUACAGCAUUCCAUUGGAGAAGAGGAUCUAUAUGAUCCUAACUUAUUAAAAAAUUUGGAUUGGUCUUCUGUACAAUCUAGUUUGAAUCCUGAAAUAAGUAGUGAUAAUCCAGGAGAACCAUGGAUUGUAGUAAGACCUUUAAAAGUGUCUGAUUAUGACAAAGGUUUUCUACAAAUCUUGUCUCAACUAACCGAAGUUGGAAAUAUUGGAAAACUCGAAUUUGAACGCCAGUUCUGGAAUAUGCGUAAGGCAGGAGGAUAUUAUGUAACUGUCAUAGAAGAUACCAGGAGUAAUACUAUUAUUGGUUCGUCAACAUUAAUAACAGAAUUUAAAUUUAUUCAUGACUGUGCCUUAAGAGCACGUUUAGAGGAUGUAGUCGUCAAUAACACUUACAGAGGAAAACAACUAGGAAAACUGAUUGUCUUAACAGUUACGUUACUUGCAAAAAGACUAGGAUGUUAUAAAAUGUCCUUAGACUGCAAAGACCCACUUAUAGCGUUUUACAAGUCUCUUGGAUAUAAGCUGGAGCCAGGGAAUUCCAACUCGAUGAUGCUGAGAUUUGAAAAGGUUGAUCCAUCCUGACAAUUAGCCGCCAAUGCAUCCACAAAAUCAAAACUUUGAAUUAGUUGAUCUGUUUUUAUUCAUAUUCAUGCCAAUUAUUUGUUUUCAUUAAAAUAUGUUUUCACUAUUCAAUCAUUGUAUUGAGUAAUAAAAUUUUAAAAAUAGUUAAAAAUUUUUUAGUUGUAAUGGAUGCAUUGGUGCUUCGGGACCUUAUUUUAUUUUUGUAGUUAUUUUUGUUAAUUUUAACUACAUCACUAAUAAAUAUUUAUAUUA